CACGCCGCGAUUCCAAACUCCGAAAGCCGGUCGGGUCCCCUUUUAAAAGCCCGUGCGCUGGACACCCCGCUCUCAUCAUCAGACGAUAGCAAGUCCACAUCCAAGUCCUGAUUCUCCUCCUCCCAACUCGAUCGAGCCAGCGAAAAAUUCGAUCCCCGAUCCUUUUUACCCGCAGCUAGCGACGAUGUUCCUCGUGGGGGUGGUGGCGGAGCUGCUGGAGGACUACACGGCGCUGGUGGCGCGGGUGCUGGAGCAGCUGCUCAACGACGCGCCCUUCCCCCGCCCGAUGCGCACCCUCAUGCUGCGGAGCCUCCCCUUCGCCGCGCCGCCGCCGCCUCCGCCCCCGCCGCCGCACGCGCUCCGCGUCACGGCCGCCCGAGGUUGAUCGAGCCCCGUUGUCGUGCCCAUGCUCCAAUUGUGCUAGCUGAUCUGAUACGGAGUAUGUCAAUUCAGAGUAUCAGACUCUGUUUCUCCUGUGUUUCGCUUCGUUUUGUUGAUUCGUUUGGUGUACGGUUACUGUAAAUAUAUUUUUUGUGAGAUUAAGAGAUU
This is a messenger RNA of Brachypodium distachyon (stiff brome), 549 nucleotides long. RefSeq lists its product as uncharacterized. Bases 185 to 385 code for a protein of 66 amino acids. The record is from RefSeq and is a predicted model, not a curated record. NCBI's taxonomy places the organism in Eukaryota, Viridiplantae, Streptophyta, Magnoliopsida, Poales, Poaceae. The transcript has a single exon.